AUGGCGGCGAAUGUGCGUGAUGAAGUGGUGGAACCAGAAGCGCGAGGCUUCACAGCAUCUGAAUUUCAAAAUUUCUCUCGAAUGAUGGCGCAUUUUUCGAGUUUGCAAAAGCGAGACACCAGCGCUCUCGCUACAACUGCUCCUUUGACGACGCAAAAUUACCACUCAUGGUCGAAAUCGGUGAAGAUUUCGCUCAAAACAAAGAACAAGCUACGAUUCAUCGAUGGAUCAUUGCCAAAGCCAGAAGAAAACGAUCACACGUUUGAAGCUUGGGAUCGAUGCAAUUCCUUGGUCCUCUCAUGGCUACAUGGAUCGCUAAGUCCUGAGAUUCUUCACAGCGUCCUCUGGUGCGACAAUGCAUGUGAACUCUGGAGAGACCUCAAGCACCGCUUCUACGAGGGAGACCUCUUCAGAAUUGCUGAUCUUCAAGAAGAUUUGUUCACUGCAAAACAAGGUGAAUUAUCCAUUACCUCUUAUUUCACUAGGUUGAAAAGUAUUUGGGAAGCACUGGAGGAAAUUAAACCUAUUCCAAAUUGUAAGUGUUCGAAAGAGUGCAUAUGUGGACUAGGAGUAAUUAGAGAAUAUAGAUCUCAAACACAUGUAAUAUGCUUUCUUAGAGGGCUCAAUGAACAAUAUGCUGGUGUAAAGUCACAAGUGAUGCUGAUGAAACCUUUCCUCGAUAUUGCCGUAGCAUUCUUUAUGCUUUUGCAACAAGAAAGGCAAAUGUCACAUACGACAGACCUAGAACCAAGAGCAAUAAUAAAUAACAUUGGCACCGAUGCUAAUGCAAAUGCCUUUGACACUUAUCAAAGGAACAAUGGUAACUAUAAUGGAGCCAAUGCGGGAUCGAAUAAUAGAGGAAGAGGGAGAGGGCGUAGAGGCAGAGAAAGAGGUCGAAGCACUCCAAAAUUAUGCUCACACUGUGGCAAAUCAGGUCACCUAGUGGACACAUGCUAUCACAAGCAUGGCUUCCCGCCACAUAUGCAGAACAAUAAAAGCAAGAGCAAGUCUAAUGGCUUCACUGCCAACAUGAUUGCUAUGAACACUGAAGACAGCAACAAUUCUAACCAUAAGGAAGAGAAUGUUAAUUUUCAUGGAUUGCUUUCUGAGAAGCAACAAGAGGCCAUUAUGGCCUUAAUUCAAAAGCAUUAA
This is a messenger RNA of Arachis stenosperma, 1152 nucleotides long. RefSeq lists its product as uncharacterized. The record is from RefSeq and is a predicted model, not a curated record. Gene Ontology annotation, molecular function: zinc ion binding; nucleic acid binding. The transcript has 2 exons. Bases 1 to 1152 code for a protein of 383 amino acids. Lineage: Eukaryota; Viridiplantae; Streptophyta; Magnoliopsida; Fabales; Fabaceae.